This is a messenger RNA of Angiostrongylus costaricensis, 1029 nucleotides long. The record is from the annotation of a GenBank genome assembly. NCBI's taxonomy places the organism in Eukaryota, Metazoa, Nematoda, Chromadorea, Rhabditida, Metastrongylidae.
CCCACUGCAUACACCUGUGGUCCGGAGUUUUUUUCAGACCCAGAUGGUGUAGCGGUGAAGUGCGCUCGUAAUGUACCCGUUCUGUUUCAGGGUCUGGGAAAUCUAUAUCUAUUCCGAGAAGCCGCUGAAGUUCAGCAUUUUGACAGAUAUUUAAACAGUGGUUACCGUCAAAUGACCGCACGCCAUCAUAUGUGCGUUGGAGAGAGGGAGUGCGAGGGAUUCUAUCAAAACACUUUCGGACAGCAACUCACAUUUCGUAAAGAAUUCUAUAGAGACGACGGCACACGAGAUCUUUCACAACAGCGAACCGCAUUUCUUCUCGCACGUUUCAGAAUCCACGGAAAGGAAAUGACGUUCGUGAAUCUGAAUCUCCAUUCGGUUCCAUUCGAAGAUGUGAAUGAAAUCGCUCAGCAACCGGAAGUUACGAAAGCGGCCCAAAAACGAGCCGAACAAAUCGAGAUUCUUCUCAAAGAGCUGGAAAACGAAGGAUUGCGCGAUGACGCCAUCAUCGUCGCCGGCGCAUUCAACGCACAGCUUCAUGAAACACAACUACUCACACACCUCGCAAGAACACAAAUGGUAAAGACUGUGGCAACAAAGGAUGAUUCCGGCAAGGUUGCAGCUAUUGAGCACUUCGACAGACACGGCAGGAACGUGACAACGGUUGAACGUCUCAGAUUUGAUCUUCAUUCGAUUCAUGACUGGUUCUUCCGAUUAGGAAGAGGACAAAUGGUCAAAAAAUACAACAGUGAAUUAGCCCCGGUCGUCUUCAAAGAUCAACUAAAAGAACAAAGUGUAUUCUUCCAGCCUUCUCGCCACUAUGAAAUCAAUGAGUCCGGCAAAGAAGAGUUCAUGCGCACACUUUGUCCAGCUUGGGCGGAUCGAAUUCUUUAUAACAAGAAAAUGGACACACUCUUCCGACACGAUUCCUUCUGUGCUUCUGGCCUGUAUUACGGCUUAGUUGGCGAAGAAGUCCACAUAGGACAACACAAACCAGUAGCUCUUCAUGCAACCAUAUGCCUCAAAUAA